ACAAGUGUUGAAGGGGCGGAUAGUUUGGAUUUUCUCUACAUCGCGCUCAGCCAAUAAUGUGGAGGGAACUGCACAUCUCAGCUGGCAGACAUUUAAAAAGGAGACAGUCCGGCGCUGAAGCAAUUUGUAUUAAAGCCUCCAGCCCCUGUCUAUGGAAGAGUCAGCCUCCCACCCUUCUCGAAUCACUGCUGUGCGUCCUAGUUGUGUGUAUUACGGUCAACGUUAUUAGGACAAUUUCAUUUGGGGAGUUAUCUUUGAAGCCCUGAAGGGAUCCCCUCAGAGAAGACAUUUCAAGGUUUAGUCUGCACAGGAUGGCCGGCUCCACGCGUCUCCUCUGUGGCAUGAUUCUCAUCUGGGGCUGCAUGCUGUCCUGCUCUCCCGUGGACUCCAAACGAAACCGAGGCUCGCAGGGCGCCAUUCCUCAUCCCGACAAAUACAACCCAAACGAAUCGGAGCAGCAACCGCAGCCACCAGCACCACCACAGGCGGGCUCCGGUUCCCGACGGAGGCAGGGCUCAUCGUCCGCACCAGCCGCCGAGGAGGUGCUGGAGUCCAGCCAGGAGGCUCUGCAUGUGACGGAGCGCCGCUAUCUGAAGCGCGACUGGUGCAAGACGCAGCCCCUCAAGCAAACCAUCCACGAGGAGGGCUGCGUCAGCCGGACCAUCAUCAACCGGUUCUGCUACGGACAGUGCAACUCCUUCUACAUCCCCCGGCACGUGCGCAGGGAAGAGGGGGCUUUCCAGUCGUGCUCCUUUUGUAAGCCCAAGCGAUUCACCACCAUGACGUUGACUUUGAACUGUCCGGACCAGCAGCCUUCCACCAAGAAGAAGCGCAUCCAGCGCGUCAAACAGUGUCGCUGUUUGUCGAUCGAAUCGUUGGACUAAAACGGAAUGAACCGUAUGUGAUGAUUGCUACAACCUUAGACGUAUUAACGUUCAUAUCUACGGGAUUGCUCAAAGGGAGUAAAAAAAAGAAAAGGUUAUCGUCAGCAGCACUAUACUUCCAUCCCUUCUCUGUUUGGAGAUAUGCUACGCGCGGGAUACGUGGUCUGCAAAAGUGUUGGCCUAGUACUACUAUUAUGUCCUUUAUACACAACGUGGAGAAACGCGGACAGUUUCUACUUCUUACACGGACUUUGAACGAACUGUAUCCAUCACAUCAUUUCCUCACCCUUUCGCGGUGGUACAGAAUUGGCCACACUGCAUGAAAACCUAGCCAUGGUAACCGGCACGUUUACGCACGACUUUAUAAGUAGGACUGCUUUACUGUAGGUUUAAUCAAGUUUAUUUUCUAUUUCAAAACAGAUUAAACAAUCCCAGUGGGUGAGAGGAACCCUUGUCUGAACAUCAAUGGGUAAAUGUAUGUAUGUAUCUCGUAGUUUCCACUAUGUGGAACAUGAUGGAUAAGUGGCGAUAGAAGGUCGGUCGGUUCAAGACUCGUGGAUUUCUGUGAAUAUCGAAGUCCUUUGAAUUUGUUGGAACUGGUGGACUACUCGAUUUGCUAAAGUAACCCGUAGACUUUAGUGUUAGUUAUAAAGAAAGCCUACUCGUACAAUUUGAUUGUACAAAUCUAUUGUAGCAACAGUGUGAGUACCCUAACUGUGAAGCCACUAUUAAUGUAAGCAGAAUGGUUUGGUUACUGGGAAAAAAUAAACGGCAAUGAUGGCAAUAA
Gadus morhua (Atlantic cod) is the source of this 1671-nucleotide messenger RNA. RefSeq names its product gremlin 1b (gene grem1b). Gene Ontology annotation, biological process: animal organ morphogenesis. NCBI's taxonomy places the organism in Eukaryota, Metazoa, Chordata, Actinopteri, Gadiformes, Gadidae. Gene Ontology annotation, molecular function: receptor ligand activity; BMP binding. The coding region runs from base 312 to 884 and encodes 190 amino acids. The record is from RefSeq and is a predicted model, not a curated record. The transcript has 2 exons.